This is a messenger RNA of Dermacentor albipictus, 3202 nucleotides long. RefSeq lists its product as uncharacterized. Gene Ontology annotation, biological process: protein processing. Lineage: Eukaryota; Metazoa; Arthropoda; Arachnida; Ixodida; Ixodidae. Gene Ontology annotation, molecular function: metalloendopeptidase activity. The record is from RefSeq and is a predicted model, not a curated record. Gene Ontology annotation, cellular component: plasma membrane.
AUCUUCGUUUCUGCAAACUGUGUUACGCAAGACCACCAGUAUUAACAUGUCAAGCUCCGAAAAAGUUGACGCAAAACAAGCGGAAGCACUUCCAAAGGAACCUCCUCUUGACAGUCCUAAGGUAGCGGAGCAUUGCCCGCGCAGCAGUGCACUUAAGAAGGCGGCUGCAAAGCCUAGAGGUUCACACAGGGCUUCAAGGAGAAGACGAGCCCGCCACAGAGCUCCUGGAGUGGACGUCGAUCAUGCAGGAACCAUCGAACCGGAAGCGACGCAACAGACUUCCAGUGCCAUUCUUCAAGUGACGUCGGCAACCAAAGAGCAGAGCCGUAAGACCGAUUCGCCAUCCCAACCAGAUCCCAGUCGCAGUCCAAGUAUUAGCCUCGUACUCCCUGACUAUCCCACGGCAACUAGCGUGGAACCCCGGGCGGAAUCAUCGGUAAGCCACGGGGACAAAUCGCCAGUUACUGAUCUAAUCUUGCUGCGCAACGCAUUCCAGCCUCGUUACUUCAAUAGUAGCCAUCUAACCUCGAUCACUAACAAAACUUUUCGAGCGGAUGAUUAUGCAGAAUCAUCGGUGAGCCCCACAAAACAGACACCUGGCUCCGAGGCACCCUCUCCAUGCAGAGAAUGCGAACCUCUUGAUUUCAAGGAUGUCCGCCGAAUCCCAGGCUGUUCCAGGGCGGCGUUUGUUGAUAAACACCAUGUUCCUGAUUCAACGUCUCCCAGUGUAUAUUGUGAUGCGGGAUGCGGCCGGCAACUUUCGAAACAGGGAAGUUCUCUCACCGAGUUGAUUAACGGUGACGUCGUGUCUAACCGUGUGGAGGCCAGCAGAGCAAACCCUCUUGAAAGGCCCCUACCUUCGAGAAGGACUUGUAGUGCUUCACGAAGAAGAAGCGUCUUCAUGGACAUUGGCAGCCCGGACGAGUCGAUGCUCUCGAAGUCAAAGUCAUUCCUGCCUUUCUGGAGGCUGGGAAGCUCCGAAGGUUACACCACCGAUUCUCCGCGAUGGCAGAAGCGAGGGAUACCUCCGGCGUCUCCAAGUCCUGCUACAACCGUCGACGACAGUCACUUGUCCAGGGCCAGUCGCACGACGCUGUUCACCGCCCUCUUGAUUCCGUGUGCGGUCUUUGGCAUCAUCGCACUACUGCUCAUGCGCGCGCACCCAAAGGGUCGUCACGCGAAGCAUGCGCUGUGGAUCGAGCAACUGGCCAACGCCUGCGUCACCGUGGAAUGCCAGAACGCCGUGUGGGAACUGAGAUCCUCCAUCGACGUGUUUGCUGACCCUUGCAAGGAUUUCUACGGCUUUGCGUGUGGCCGAUGGGCAAACGCGUCAUCUGCCGCUGGGGGCGACGCAAGGCGCCACAACUACAUGGCGAUUCAACGCCGUGCCUACGUCGCUGCAGUGAACGCCAGUUUGUUCAAGAUGAGCAGACCUGGUUCGUCGAGGCUGUUCGACAGCACCGCGCAGCACAUGGUGAGAGUCUACAGGUCCUGCCUGAAUUUCUUUGAGGAAGAAACGGUGAACUUACGCGAGACCCUGCGUGCGUCUGGAAUUCGCCUCCCAUUCUGGACCGCCGCCACGACCUUCGAAGAGCUCUUCGCAGUCGCUGUAAAGCACGCGCUGUUCUAUAACAUGACGACCGCUAUAGACAUACGCUGGGCACGUGAUCCCAGCAACGUUUCUUCUUCCGGAACUCUCGAGAUAUCUCCCGGUAUGUCAAUGGUGCAGCGCAUGGGAACUUCCUUACGGAGGUCUUUUAUCAACCGUGCCUUGCCCAUAAUCACGAACGGCUCCUCAACUGAGGAGAUCGAAGCGCUGGAAGGAAUCGACGACGCCUUGGAUGCGUCGUCGUCCACGUGUUCGGAAACAGAGGCCACCGAAAUGAGCUUGAGGGAACUGGACACUCCCAUAACGAACUGGUCGCGCAUUGUCGGCGAAUACGCGAGGCUGACCGGAGGGAACGAACCACCUUCAAGCGCACGCGUCAGCAAUCUGCCCGACGUCCGUGUCAUUCUUGAUCUGCUGGCGAAUUCCAGCCUGCCGGACCUCAAAAUGUACCUGAUGCUGGUUCCCAUGUCACAGUUUUUCGUGCUUGAGAACGACGUCGAGCACCAGAAUGUUGUGCUUGUCGACAACGCUGGCGAAAAUGUUGCGAAGUACGAGACAUGCGUGCGCGUGCUGGAGCUGCUUUUCGGGGAUCGCUACCGACUGUGGGUCUCUACGCACGUGCACAGGCCUGGCACUGCCGCUGACGUGCACCGCAUUAGGGAGGAUGUUAUGCAAGCGACACGCACCCUAAUCCAGUCUCUGAGGAACAUUCCUACGGAAUACUAUAAUAUGUCAGCGCCGCCUACUGGAUAUGGAGCGAGUUACCCAGGUUCCACGAUUCCUGCGUCGCAGCAAUCGGGCGAGCUCGCUGCCUUGCCGUCAGGGUACAGCGACGACUUCGUGUCGAACGUGAUAUUCUUCUCGCAGAAGUCGUCGUACGGAAGUAGAAGCAGAUGCGAGCCGUUUAUAACCCGCGAGUCUCUCAUCAUGAAGUGGACCGACCGGGAGACCUUCAUCCGGCUCUUGGUUCCCGACUUUUACCAUCCCGAGGCCACGGAAGUGGCCGUGAACUACGCGACCGUGGGCUACUUCCUCGGCGAGCACACCCUCCAAGCGGAGCUGCCGAAGAACUGGAACGCGUCAGAGUACGGCUCGUGCAUGGCGAGGUACGCACUCGCCCGCCUGAGCACCGUGCCACCCCAGAAGCAGUGGCGGCAACUGAUCGAACGACGAUGGGCAGCCGAGGCGGCGCUGCGAGCGGCAGUGACUCGCCACGCUCCAUUUCACGUCAGCGGUGUUCUCGUGAGACUGUUUUUUCUUCGACUGCAGCACACGUGCUGUGCUCUGGCGGACAUAGACGACGCUAGCGAUAGCGGAGAACUGCAGACGACGUGCAACCUGGUCGCCAUGACAGUUCCGCGCUUCGCCGACGCGUUUGGGUGCCAGAACUUGCCCGAAAUGAAUUGCUAGACUCCUGACUUUUUUUAUUGCUACGAUAUUGAUUUAUCUUCUUUACAUAUGAUUUGGAGUGCCUGUUUUCCUACCCUACCUGCUCGUGUUCGUCUUUCAUGUUAUUGCUUCUAUAUGAGUGUGCUUGAUUCUAUGUUUGAGGAUAUUACAUUUUCUGUAGAAACGUGAACCAAUCAGCGCUGA